AUGCCUGACACCGUUGUGACAAUGGGAGAUGCCGUGGAUGUCGGGACCGUUCAGGAAUUCAUCGGGACGAUGCGCGCAACCUACCGGACGUUAGAUGCAACGUUCAGCACAUUGCACGAUCAGUCCGCAAGAAUAUCCGAGCUUGGACCGACGACUGAAGCAGUUGAUGCGGAGGUCGUCCUUCUGAGGGAUCAGUUGUCCGCCCACCAACGCGCGCAGACCGAGCGUGUCGAUGCUAUAAAGUACAUUCUCAAAAACGACGUCAAACGCCAAGCGGCGGAGACGCUCAAAUCCCAGAUUCACGAGUCGAUCAGACUUGAAAUCGAGAGAGAAGUGAAGCGGCAGGUUGACGACCAGAUCGGCGAACACAUCCCAGUUCCUCUACCGCAGCAGCGGGAGGACUUUCAGAUGGAGAUUGCCGAUGUACGGCGCGCACUCGAUAACGCAGAGGCGAGACGGCACAAUGCCACUAUCAGACCGAGCCCGGAUAGCUUGAAAGACGACCUAGCCGUCGUCUUCAAACCCGAUGGUAGCCGAAGCAAGCUAUACCCUGCUAAUUUGAAUUCCCUGUUUGCAUACAGCGCCUUACAAGCACGACAGCUGCUUCGGGAUUUCGAGCUGCACGAUGAUGGCAUGCUGGAAAGGAACCUUAACCGGUUCAUGUCACAUAUCGGGAUUCGCUUCGAGCUCGUCCCGGUACCUCCGACGCCUGGCGGCUCCGCAUCUGCCGGGAACAUCACCCUCGUUGAUGUGGUACCUUCGCUUCUGCUCUCCCCUUCGAAUAUCUGGACUCUGAUUUGGUAG
Epithele typhae is the source of this 804-nucleotide messenger RNA. RefSeq lists its product as uncharacterized. The record is from RefSeq and is a predicted model, not a curated record. The coding region runs from base 1 to 804 and encodes 267 amino acids. NCBI's taxonomy places the organism in Eukaryota, Fungi, Basidiomycota, Agaricomycetes, Polyporales, Epitheliaceae. The transcript is spliced from 8 exons.